This is a messenger RNA of Myxocyprinus asiaticus (Chinese sucker), 4740 nucleotides long. Its product is annotated as CKLF-like MARVEL transmembrane domain-containing protein 4. The transcript has 4 exons. The record is from RefSeq and is a predicted model, not a curated record. Bases 986 to 1612 code for a protein of 208 amino acids. Gene Ontology annotation, cellular component: membrane. NCBI's taxonomy places the organism in Eukaryota, Metazoa, Chordata, Actinopteri, Cypriniformes, Catostomidae.
AAAAUUAUAUGUUUUUAUUAAUUUAUUAGUAACAGAUCAUAGAAGGAAAAAAUACAAAUUUCGAAUGAGAAUAGAGCUGUAUGCAACCUCAAACUGGUUAAUGAAAACCUAGACAGUUUCAAAGAUAAUGUUUCAAUACAAUCUUUCUAUAGUCAAGGUCUUGUCAGUUAAAUUCAGUUAGAAACCCAUCGACCUCAACAAAGCUGCUCACACCUGUGUAGUUCGUCACUGCCAAACCUGCGACACACACAGCAAAAAAAAAAAAAAAAGUGUUUCAAAGCGUAGCGAGUUUCCUGCACCGACCGCAUUUUGGGGCUUCAUAGGCGCCUUCCCAGUCAGCUGACGACACGAAUUGCUGUCUAUGUAGGCAGCUCGCUAGAGUUUGAAACGCGCCCACGCACUAAACUGCUGUGUGUCGUCUCGCAUUUGAUGAAACAUAUCUUCUUCACUUCCACUAGAGAGGAUAAGAACAUCAGGCUUCACUUUUAUGAGGUCUUUAUUUGAUUUUGUGCCUUUGUUUCUCUGACAUCAGUCGACAAGACUUUCUGUCAAACCCUCUUUCCUCAGAGGAAUGUAGUUUGGAGGGCGGAGACUCGCAACUCUGCAACAUAACAUUCUGCAUCCCCGUCCUGAAACGGUGAAAUAUGGACAAUGCCUUGAGAAAAAGCAUGAUCAUUCGGGCUCGUUCAGCUCUGUUCAUAUACGAGUACAGCACAAAGGGAGGAAUGGGAUUUGAGAUCACGGAGAGGAGGAUAUAGUCUGAAUUGUCUUUGGACUCGGGAUCUGUAGGUCUUACACACGACUUGUGUUCAUUGCUGUGUUAAUGCUGAUCGUUUUGUAACGAGGGUUGUUCGUUGUUGAAUCGUUGUGACGAGUGUCGUUUUCUACCUGGCUAGAAAACCAGCAGAUCGCUGCUCAUUUUACCCCCCGAAAUCUGCUCUCAUAUCGGGGCGGGACGUGAGGAUAAAAGUGUUGGGAGUUCAGCAUGAGGAAUAACGAGGAGACAGAGGGCUUUGAUGGCGAGGCCUCGAACACUUCGAUGAUUUCAGGGGCUAACAGUCCGUAUCAGCCGACCACCGAGCCCGUGCACUCCAGAAACGUCUUCAGAGGUGUCAGGUGUGACCCGGACUAUGUCAGAUCUCAAUUCGGUAUUUUAAAAGUUAUCGAAGUGGUGCUGGCUCUCAUCUCUUUCAUCUGCAUCGAGACCAUAAUGUCGUGCUCGCCCUGUGCCGGCAUCUACCUCUUUGAGUUUGUCAGCUGCAGUGCCUUCGUCGUUACAGGCGUCUUGCUCCUCAUCUUCAGUCUGAACCUGCACACCAAAGUGCCGCAUGUCAACUGGAGUCUAACAGAUCUAAUCAACACUGCCACCAGCACCUUAUUCUUCUUUCUGGCUUCAGUGGUUUUGGCAGCUUUCAACCAUAAAACUGGAGCAGAGAUUGCAGCUGUGAUAUUUGGGUUCCUUGUGAUGGGAGUGUAUGGUUUGAACACAUAUUUGGCUGUGCGAAGGUGGCGUCUCGGGGACUCGCGUGACGGAGCCCUGCCAACCAAUGAGUACAUUCGUGCCCGUACAGCCUCACGAGGAGAGGUGGAGUCACAGCCUGAGCUAGAGUAAAAGCCGUGAGCUAGAGUAAAAGCCAGUCGGACCAAUAAAAACGGAGACAGGUCAAGCCCCACCCACACAGUCUACAUUCCUCUAACAGUUUGAUCUUUCACAUCCUUAUAGUGGGAGUCUGAUGACUGGCCAAUUAUGAUAUUUAUGUACAUACAAACAAAUGCUUAUACUCUGUGUGGAGUGGAAUCUCAAGCCUCAGGCCAUCAUCAUUUGACUGAAUACUAAAAUACUGUAUAUUUCCUUUAAUUAAGGGCUUUGCCUUUAGGGAUGACAGAAAUUCACUCCACAGUGCUCCUAAACUUCUCCCAGUGGGGAGCCUGAGUGGUCUUAUGUUGUGUCCCAGCCAGGAUCAGCUGGUUUUAAUAAUGUCUGCACUAAGUUGGACAGAACCUUUCAGCCACCAUUUGAAAACACUUCUGUUUAACUCCAUUGCCAGCCUGAAAGGAACACUACUGUGUCAUAUCUUAGCAGUGAAAGAUAAACUGUAUGUUCUGAUUUUUGUGGAAAUUAAGUAUUGAAAAUUAAUUGAUGCUUAAAAGAAUAGUUCACCCAAAAACUAUCUAAUCAUUUACUCACCCUCAUGCCAUCCCAGAUGUUUAUGACUUACUUUCUUCUGCUGAAUACAAAGAUUUUAGGAAGAAUAUUUCAGCUCUGUAGGUUCAUACAAUGCAAGUGAAUGGUGGCCAGAACUUUGAAGCUCCAAAAAGCACAUAAAGGCAGUAUAAAAGUAAUCCAUACGACUACAGUGGAUUCAGAAAUGAUAUGUUAGGUGUGGGUGAGAAAUAGAACAUUAUUUAUAUCCUUUUUUACUAUAAAUCUCCAAUUUCACUUUUACAUCCACAUUCUUCUUCUGUUUUUUGGCGAUUCACAUUCUUCGCGCGUAUCGCAACCUACUGGUUGGGCUGGUGGAGAAUUAUAGUAAAAAAAGGACUUUAAAUAUUGAUCUGUUUCUCACCCACCGCUAUCAUAUCACUUUUGAAGACAUGGAUUAAUACACUGGAGUUGUAUGGAUUACUUUUAAGCUGCCUUUUUGUGCUUUUGUAGCUUCAAAGUUCUAGUCACCAUUCACUUGCAUUAAAUGAACCAACAGAGUUGAGGUAUUCUUCUAAAAAUCUUAAUUUGUGUACUGUAGAAGAAAGAAAGUCAUACACAUGUGGGAUGGCAUGAGAGUGAGUAGAUGAUGAGAGCAUUUUUAUUUUUGGGUGACCUAAUCCUUUAAUAGACUGAUUUAACCUUUCUUUUAAUGAUUUUGCGUAUUUUUGACUAAAAUGGAAUGGCAUUUGGUGGGCCUCUCUUUCUGGACAAUUUCAUGGUAUUUUAUUCUCAUGGAAAAGUGUUUUGUAAGCAACCAAUUAGGUUUUUCUCUCUGCCUUGAUCGUCCUGUAUCAAACACAUCUGAGUAAAAUGCCGUUAGAUUGUGCAGUUUUCUCUGUAGAGAAGGGGUCACUGGGAGCACCAGUAUUUAUUUUAAUGUUUUGUUUUUUUAAAUACCACUGCUUUGGUAGCUACGCUGUACCAAACAUAACAUUUCACCGCUGGAAUGUGACCCUGUAUUAAAACUCGCUGCAACAGCUUUCAAACAGGACAUGAUGGCAGUAUGUGUUUAUGUGUGUGGAGGACUGGAGUGUGUGAGUUUUAUGACUUGUUUGAAAUUUUGAUACUAAUCUUUGUAUACAACAAAUUUUUUGAUAUUUUCAGAGACUAAAUCCUGUGUGUGUAGUCUAUUGGUUGUUGUUGUUCGUGUCUUUGUGUUUGUUUGUAAUGAUUUCUAUACUCCACUGUGUACACCAGCUCUGUCCAGUUAUCUGUAUAUGUUGAUUUAACCAAGGAUAGAGUUUUGAUGAAGGUAUAUUUAUUAAGCAGCUGUGUGUAUGAUAUGAAAUUACUUUAAUGAAGGGUCCCUGUUUGUAUAAAUUCUUAUGACUUACAUUUAUAAACUGUAUUUUAAGGAAUGACUGUACUAAGUGUGCGAUAUAUGAUUGCAUUAGUUAAUAUUGUGUGCCUUAUGUCAUAGAGGCUAGACUAGUCCAAAUGCUCAAAAUACUGGACAAAAUGUCAUGUCAGCAUUAUCAGAAUACCUGUAUUAAAAUGUCAGUGGGUGAAAUUCUGAUCCCUAGUACGAUGUUUUAGAACAUUUAUUUUUAAUCAGAAAUCAGUGAACCAAUUUUAUGGUCUAGUGCAAUUGCACAUGGUUUUAUUCUUGAAGUAACUUUGAUUAAAAUCAUUCCUCAUAUUAUUCAUAGUCUACCUUUGUGUCUUACUCAAGUUUUUAAUUGAAGUCACUGUUACUUAUUAGCAUGAGACCAACAUUGAAAUGAAAUAAUUUUGAACCCUGGACUCAUCACAUUAUGUGGAAUUUUCUAGAAAGACUGUGUGGGUUUGAAGAUGUUGAAUCACAAGAAUAAUUUAUGUCUUAAUGAAGGACUCUGCGGUACAGUGUUCAUUUUUCCGAUAUUGACAGCAAUACUGUGUGUUAUGCUUUAAUAAUGUGUAACAGCUUUAACUGUGCUUUGACAAUAGAUGCUAAAUUUCUCACUAGAAGAUUUUAGCAUCAAACUAAUUCCUGAUUUUGACCAUAUGGUUUGGACUGUGUAUUUUCAGCUUACAAAUCAUAUUACUCAGUUUUAGAUAUUUGAAGUAUACCAUUGAUAAUAUAUAUAUAUAUUUCAAAAUGAACUGUUGACAUUUUAAGGGACUCAAAAGUUUGAUAAAGUUUGUACUGUGUGAUUACAAUUGAUGACUGUUUUGUUUCUUGCUGACUUUUCCUUUAUUAUAGAAAGCAAAGUUUUACUUCAUUGUAACAGUGCUCUAAAUUUGUAUAUUUGUAUUUAUAGAGUUGUGUGUAGACAUGAAAAAUGCUAAUUAUUUGUGAUGGCAAUCUUUUCCUCCCAAUAAACGGAUCUGGAUAGACCAUGUUGAAUAAGUGACAAAAGUCUUGCUGCUUUGGCACCCACUGCAUUUAGAUUUAGAUUCACUCAAGGAAAUGCACCAUAUAUGUUGUCACUAUAAAAAAAAAUAAAUAAAAAAAACUAUAUGUUGAUUCUGACAUUGUAUAAUGUCAGAAUUUACAAAAUUACAAUGUCAUUAUUUGUUAAAAAAUAAACAUUAAGACCAUGGUGUACAAAAGA